Messenger RNA from Punica granatum (pomegranate), 615 nucleotides. NCBI's taxonomy places the organism in Eukaryota, Viridiplantae, Streptophyta, Magnoliopsida, Myrtales, Lythraceae. The record is from RefSeq and is a predicted model, not a curated record.
AUGCUCAACAAUUCUCCUCCGCCCUCACCACCUCCCCCUCCUCCGCCUCUCACUCCCUCCGAUACCAAUUUUGGCCGCAUCGCGCCCUUCUGCGUGUUUUAUUUAAUUUUCCUCUUCUUAGUGAUCUUAAUCGGCCUGAGGUGUCCAUGCCAGACCGACAAUGAAGCCGCCAACGAUGAUGAUCCCGACCUUGAAAUAGGCAACGUAAGGGCUCAGAUUCCUCCACCACCGGUGCCUCUAAUGCUGGGCGCAGCUCCGAUUCCUACUCCUCUACCACCAGAUGGAAACCCCGAGACGCCACUGGAGCUGGAUGUGGAGGAAUUCGUCGGGCUUAAGAUAGAUGAGAAUGGGGUAUGGGAAGGAGAAGAGCACAUCGAGUGCGCAAUAUGCCUGGAGGACUUUAACCAAGGAGCUGAAGAAGCCUGCCAGGCGAUCGUCCUGGACUGUCGCCAUGUGUAUCACGUUGCCUGCAUCCUAGAGUGGCUCCACACGCACCACGAGUGCCCGAUAUGCCGCAGGUACGUGCAGUUCCUCUGUUUGGUGCUGAUCCGUCCUCGAUCCAGCCCUGAAGCACAGACAGGGGAUUCGAAGAGCGUGUCCCAGAAUAUCAGCUAA